Messenger RNA from Caenorhabditis briggsae, 705 nucleotides. It is a transcript of the gene Cbr-hpo-16, whose product is annotated as Protein CBR-HPO-16. Gene Ontology annotation, cellular component: UDP-N-acetylglucosamine transferase complex. The transcript has 4 exons. Bases 1 to 705 code for a protein of 234 amino acids. The record is from RefSeq and is a predicted model, not a curated record. Gene Ontology annotation, biological process: dolichol-linked oligosaccharide biosynthetic process. NCBI's taxonomy places the organism in Eukaryota, Metazoa, Nematoda, Chromadorea, Rhabditida, Rhabditidae.
AUGUUCUUCUUCUUUUUCUUUGUCACAGCUAUAAUUCUAUUCGGUGUACUAUGUCUGACAGCGUUCAUGGCAUUUCAAGUGCGGCAUUCCAAUCAUUCGGCGAAAAUUAAGCCGAGAAAAGAGAAGGCAUCACUAUGUGCAGUACUCGGCUCAGGAGGUCACACCACAGAAAUGUUCGAGCUUAUCAAGCAUUUCGGCGAAGAAUUCGAGACGAGAACUUAUAUCAUAGCGGAUACGGAUACAAUCAGCGAGGCUAAGGCAAAAGAGCACGAAAAGUCUCGAAACAAUGAGAAAUUUGUCAUUGAACGAAUUCCUAGAGCUCGAGAAGUCGGACAAUCCUAUUUCACAUCGAUUGCCUCAACGUUUCAUGCGACAGUGUUCGCUGUGAAAUUGAUUUACAAUAUUCGACCAGAUCUCGUGCUCCUCAACGGCCCUGGAACAUGCAUCCCAAUCGCUCUCGCAGCUGCAUUCUUCGACAUGAUCCGCCUCAUCGACACCGUUAUCAUCUACGAAGAAUCGAUUUGUCGUGUCAAAAAGCUCUCGCUAUCCGGUGGAAUUCUCUAUUAUCUCGGAAUGGUCGAUUGUCUUAUUGUCCAAUGGCCAGGACUCAAAAGGAAGUAUCCACGUGCCACCUACAUUCAUGAUCUGGAAACUAAAACCGCUGUUUCUUCCCCAGAUACUUCUGCUGAUAAGAAAUCAAUCUAA